UCCAUCUCUCCUCACUCUAGACUGAAGUUGCGGGACAGCUGGGAGCGGGACACUACCUUUUCUGUCUUUCUCUUUCUUCAAGCAAUCUUCAGGCAACCUGUAUGGUGGAUAUAAUAUUCAGCUCUUCUUUUUUGGAUGAUAUGGGGGAUCAUUCCAAAAAGAAGUCUGGACUUGCGAUGUGUGUUGGCUGCGGCAGUCAGAUCCACGACCAGUACAUCCUGCGCGUCUCCCCCGACCUGGAGUGGCACGCAGCCUGUUUAAAAUGUGUGGAGUGCAACCAAUACCUGGACGAGACAUGCACUUGCUUCGUACGGGACGGGAAAACGUAUUGCAAGAGAGAUUAUGUAAGAUUGUUCGGUAUAAAAUGCGCAAAAUGCACUUUGGGCUUCAGCAGCAGUGAUUUGGUCAUGCGAGCUCGGGACAGUGUGUAUCACAUCGAAUGCUUCCGCUGCUCGGUGUGUAGCCGGCAGCUUUUGCCCGGGGAUGAGUUCUCUGUCCGGGACGAGGAACUGUUAUGUCGGGCAGAUCAUGGUCUAGCACUGGAGCGCGGACCAGGCGGCAGCCCACUUAGUCCGGGAAACAUCCACACUAGAGGACUACACAUGGCAGCUGAUCCGGUGUCGGUCCGACAAACUCCUCAUCGGAACCACGCGCACAAGCAAUCGGAGAAGACCACUCGGGUGAGGACGGUGCUGAACGAAAAGCAGCUCCAUACUUUACGGACGUGCUACAACGCAAACCCGCGACCAGAUGCGCUCAUGAAGGAGCAGCUGGUGGAGAUGACAGGCCUGAGCCCGCGGGUCAUUCGAGUCUGGUUCCAAAACAAGCGCUGCAAGGAUAAGAAGAGAUCCAUACUAAUGAAACAGUUACAGCAGCAGCAUGGCGAUAAGACGAAUCUGCAGGGUAUGACGGGCACUGCGCUGGUUGCAGGCAGCCCAAUAAGACACAACCCUUCAGUGCCAGGACACCCGGUGGAUGUGCAGGCUUACCAACCACCAUGGAAAGCGCUCAGCGAAUUUGCACUUCAGAGUGACUUAGAUCAACCUGCCUUUCAACAGCUGGUCUCUUUCUCGGAAUCCGGUUCUUUGGGAAACUCAUCGGGCAGCGACGUGACCUCUCUCUCUUCACAGCUACCGGACACACCGAACAGUAUGGUACCGAGCCCGGUGGAGACGUGAGAGCGACUGCUCGUCUGUUCCCUGGUAAAUCCCGAGAGCAGCUCGUAUCACGGACGCGGGAAAUUCCCUCCGCAUCACCGGACAGCGCUUUAUAAAACAACAUGCACUAUAGGAACAGAGGAUCCCGUUCUUCCUAAAAAAAUACGUCACCAAAUCCGCGCUGGUCCCGGGAGUCAAAUGAUGGAAAGUGAAGCUUACACUAAAUGCGGGGCAAUGUUCACACGAAAUGGAUAUUCGUUAUUCGUUAUGAUUGUAUCUGUGGUUUUUGGACUUUCUGUUUUUCUGGAAACAUAUCUUUUCUAAAGACUCGAUUUCAGAAGAUGGGAUUUUUUUUUGUUGUUGUGAAAUUUAAUGGCAGACAAUUGUCAUUGAACAAAGUUAAGUUAUUGUUAUUUAUUGUCACAUGAAUUCGCAAAAAAUAAACAAAU
Danio aesculapii is the source of this 1606-nucleotide messenger RNA. It is a transcript of the gene isl2b, whose product is annotated as ISL LIM homeobox 2b. Gene Ontology annotation, biological process: positive regulation of transcription by RNA polymerase II; axonogenesis; neuron fate specification. The record is from RefSeq and is a predicted model, not a curated record. Gene Ontology annotation, cellular component: nucleus. The transcript is spliced from 6 exons. Gene Ontology annotation, molecular function: cis-regulatory region sequence-specific DNA binding; DNA-binding transcription factor activity, RNA polymerase II-specific. Lineage: Eukaryota; Metazoa; Chordata; Actinopteri; Cypriniformes; Danionidae. Bases 102 to 1178 code for a protein of 358 amino acids.